Brienomyrus brachyistius is the source of this 2079-nucleotide messenger RNA. RefSeq names its product mitochondrial uncoupling protein 2-like. Lineage: Eukaryota; Metazoa; Chordata; Actinopteri; Osteoglossiformes; Mormyridae. Gene Ontology annotation, biological process: mitochondrial transport; response to cold; mitochondrial transmembrane transport. Bases 344 to 1276 code for a protein of 310 amino acids. The transcript is spliced from 8 exons. The record is from RefSeq and is a predicted model, not a curated record. Gene Ontology annotation, cellular component: mitochondrial membrane. Gene Ontology annotation, molecular function: oxidative phosphorylation uncoupler activity.
CACAAGUGCUACUUGAGGGGGUCAGUUUAGGAGGCGCGCCUAUAAAUUGUACAGGUCCCUGCUUGAUUUCGGGCAGUUAAGGUAGCCCAGUGCAAGACGCAUCACCAAAAGGAAUAUUGCUUCUGAAUCCUUAUCGUGGACGAAAAACAAAUAGACGUGUUAUGCUGUUUUGGGAAUUGAGCUCUCUGGAGCUGCAUGGACCCGCACAAUCCGGACAGAAAACUCUCUCACGAAAUAACGUUCUCAUAGUCACAGACCUGAACAUACGGUCGCUGCGCCUCAGCAGGUAGUAAAGAGCGAUUUUGUCUCCUUUGAGCUUCGGAAGUCAUCAGUCACCACAGCUAUGGUUGUAGUCAGGCCCGCAGAUCUCGCCCCCACUGCCGCUGUUAAGUUCUUCGGUGCCGGGACCGCAGCCUGCAUCGCUGACCUGGUCACCUUCCCACUGGACACGGCCAAAGUUCGCCUGCAGAUUCAGGGGGAAUCCAAGGCAAUAGAGGAAGUGGGGCAGGCGGCACGCUACCGCGGCGUGUUUGGCACCAUCACUACCAUGGUGCGCACAGAGGGGCCCCGCAGCCUCUACAACGGCCUGGUGGCGGGUCUCCAGAGGCAGAUGAGCUUCGCCUCCGUCCGCAUCGGCCUCUAUGACAGCAUGAAGCAGUUCUACACCCGCGGCUCAGACAACGCAAACAUCGUGAUCCGGCUUCUGGCCGGCUGCACGACGGGGGCGAUGGCCGUGGCGUUUGCCCAGCCCACCGAUGUGGUCAAGGUGCGAUUCCAAGCCCAGGUGAGAGUAGCGGAUGGCGCUAAGCGAUACAACGGCACCAUGGAUGCCUAUCGGACCAUAGCCCGGGACGAGGGCGUCCGGGGACUUUGGAGAGGCUGUCUGCCCAACAUAACACGGAAUGCCAUUGUGAAUUGUGCAGAGCUAGUCACCUAUGACAUCAUCAAGGAGCUCAUUCUGAAGUAUGACAUCAUGACAGACAACCUGCCCUGCCACUUCACCGCCGCCUUCGGCGCGGGCUUCUGCACCACCAUCGUGGCGUCGCCGGUCGACGUGGUGAAGACGCGCUUCAUGAACUCCGCAGCAGGACAGUACAGCAGUGCCAUCAACUGUGCUCUCACCAUGUUGACCAAGGAGGGACCCACUGCCUUCUACAAGGGGUUCAUGCCGUCCUUCCUUCGCCUAGGAUCGUGGAACAUCGUCAUGUUCGUAUCAUAUGAGCAGAUCAAGCGUGCAGUAAUGCGAGCACAGCAGUCAUGGGAGUCCCCUUUCUGAACCGGCACUCUUGGACACCGAGUGCCUUUAUUGAUCUACAGCCAAGGAGGAAGUCGAAUGUCUUGGGCAGGCAUAUACCGAGAUGGGGGGGCUGAGCCCAUGCCCCCUUUGCCCAAGCGAUCCAAAUUAUCCCAAUGACUAUCCACCCCCCUCAAAUCAAGGAGGACCCCCCCCCCAAGUCUUAUUGCGCACAGAUGACAAUCACACUGAAUUAACCAAGGGGGGAGGACCCCGCCAUCCUCAGUCUAGCACCUGCCCCUCAAAAGGUCUCUGCAAUGUACUGGUCAUCAGACGGUACCCAAGGAGGUGGGGCUUGCCUGUGCUUCUGGGGUGGAUGACAUUCUGACGCACAAGUGGGAUUCCCGGUCAACCACAGGAUGUGUAUGCGCACUUCUCCUCCCCCCACGCUGAGAGGAACACUCGAUAGUGUUGAGGACAUUGCUCCACUAUAGCAUUUUCCAGAAUUAUGAUGUUGAGGGUUAAGGGUCAAAGACUGUGAUGUCUCUUUCAUAAACUCCAUGGCCAAGAACUGUAUCAGUUCUAAACAUACGGAUGCAGAUUUUAAGGAAGACAAGAAGAUAUCGAAGUGCUGCCACACCAGAGCAAUUGUUUACAGUUUCUAAUGUCUGACUAUUCCAAAUUUGUAGUAACAAAUGCAUUAUAUGUGAUGUAUUGAUCUAUUUUUUAAAUAUCUUGCCUUCGUAGAAAUUCUUCAUGUUCUGUGUAUCGCUGGUCGAAACAAUCAGUCCUUAUAUUUCUAUUUGUAUCUGGUUCUGUCUUGUAUAAAUGUCAAUAUUCCCAUG